AUGGGGGCAGGCUGUGGGGUCUGUGGCAGCCAGGGACAGCAGAGCAGAUACCACCUUCAUGGGCAAAGCUUACAUGAAGAAUGGUUAUUGAGGGAACAGAAGGCACAAGAAGAAUUCAGAAUGAAGAAGGAGAAGGAAGAGGCAGCCAGAAAGUGGCAAGAAGAACAAGAGAGAAAGUUAAGGGAAGAAUGGGAAGAAUAUCAGAGAAGAGAAAGAGAACAGAAGGAGCAGAAGCUACAGGAGAAGAGGGAAAGAGAGAAAGCAGGGGAAAAGAUACUAGAAUGGACCAAAAAUUUUGCAACUACUGCCACAUGGCAAAACCCAGAACCACCCAUGGACUUAAGAAUAAUGGAGAAGGACCGAGCUAACUGUCCAUUCUACAGUAAAACGGGAGCUUGCAGGUUUGGAGAUAGGUGUUCACGUAAACACAAUUUCCCCACAUCGAGCCCCACGCUCCUCAUUAGAAGCAUGUUCACAACGUUUGGAAUGGAGCAGUGCAGAAGGGAUGACUACGACCCCGACGCCAGCCUGGAGUACAGCGAAGAGGAGACCUACCAGCAGUUCCUGGACUUCUACGAGGACGUGCUCCCCGAGUUCAAGAACGUGGGGAAGGUGAUCCAGUUCAAGGUGAGCUGCAACCUGGAACCUCAUCUGAGGGGCAAUGUGUAUGUUCAGUAUCAGUCAGAAGAAGAAUGUCAAGCAGCCCUUUCUCUCUUUAACGGACGAUGGUAUGCAGGGCGACAACUUCAGUGUGAAUUCUGCCCGGUGACGCGGUGGAAAACUGCAAUUUGUGGUUUAUUUGAAAUACAACAAUGCCCAAGAGGAAAACACUGCAACUUUCUUCAUGUGUUCAGAAAUCCCAACAAUGAAUUUUGGGAAGCUAAUAGGGACAUCUACCUGUCUCCAGAUUGGUCUAACUCUUCUUUUGGCAAGAACUCAGAGAGAAGAGAGAGGAUGAGCCACCAUGACGAGUACUAUGGCAGGCCCAGGAGGAGGAGAAGCCCCAGUCCAACCCAGAGGAAAAGUAGUAACAGGGAGAAGAAAUCUCACAAACACAUGGCAGAAAAUCGUGAAAGGUACAGUUCACAAAGUAGAGAAAGAAGAAGGGACUGUGGUCAUAGUCAGGGCAGCUUGAGUAGAGGGAGCCAGAGCCAUGAGAGUCACCGCAUUAGCUUCUCUAGACACAGAAAUCCUGGUAGGAGGAGGUCAGGUAGUAAAGAGAGAACGGCUUCAAGUUCCAGCUCCAAAUAAACUAUGUUUUAUGUCCAAUACAUUAGUUGGAUAGAAAGCCCUGAACUGGGAAAGGAUAACGAGUUUGACACGUGUAGAUGAAUCCUGUUUAAAGACCAUAAGCAGUUUAAACAAUUUGUAAUCCUAAUCCUUAGAAAUAAAUCAACAUUUGAGUAUUGCUUUAAACUUUUUUCUUCUUAUGGAUAUGUACACAUUUUCUUACAUAAAGUUAAGAUUAUAAGUGACUUUUAUUUUUCACAUAUAAUACUUCAUCAUAUUUUAUUAGCCCAUCUAUUGAGCUGAUUUUAUUUACAUUGUGGCUGUCAGUUUACUUGACACAUCUCUAUUGUAUUUCAGACUUAUUUAUAAUUUUGCACUAUUAAAGAAUCUUAGGAUCUCCAAAUAAUUUGAAAUAAUUUCUUGGGGAUAAAAAUACAUUAACUGACAUAACACUAAAGUAUUUCUAAAUUGCCUUUCACACUACCACACAAAAUUUACCAGCAAUACGUUUUGCUGAUUCUGCAAUCCAAAUUAUUUUCAU
Phyllostomus discolor (pale spear-nosed bat) is the source of this 1771-nucleotide messenger RNA. RefSeq names its product putative U2 small nuclear ribonucleoprotein auxiliary factor 35 kDa subunit-related protein 1. Gene Ontology annotation, molecular function: pre-mRNA 3'-splice site binding; metal ion binding. NCBI's taxonomy places the organism in Eukaryota, Metazoa, Chordata, Mammalia, Chiroptera, Phyllostomidae. The coding region runs from base 1 to 1251 and encodes 416 amino acids. Gene Ontology annotation, cellular component: U2AF complex; spliceosomal complex. Gene Ontology annotation, biological process: mRNA splicing, via spliceosome. The record is from RefSeq and is a predicted model, not a curated record. The transcript is spliced from 9 exons.